This is a messenger RNA of Biomphalaria glabrata, 4046 nucleotides long. RefSeq lists its product as uncharacterized. Bases 395 to 2089 code for a protein of 564 amino acids. The transcript is spliced from 16 exons. The record is from RefSeq and is a predicted model, not a curated record. NCBI's taxonomy places the organism in Eukaryota, Metazoa, Mollusca, Gastropoda, Planorbidae.
UAUAUCUACCUUCUCUGUAAGACUUAAAGAUUCACUGACUGGUCACCAUUCUGUCGCCACCAUCUCUAGCUCAGGAAUUUACGUCUAGGUGUCCGAGUCGCUGUCAUCAAUCUUACCAAGAGUGACAACUGAUUGUGUCAAGGUCUGCUUCGUGUCUCCUACUGCCUUGACAAUACCGUCUGUAAACUAACCGCUGUUUAUUCAGUUUGAGUCUUAAGGAAACUCAUUUUAUUAUUUAAAGGAAGGUUAUAUUUAAAUUAACAAUUUCCAAAGGACUAUCCAGAAUUGAUUUACUGCUUCGAUACUGUUUUGAAACACUACAAGCUAUUAGUACAAAGUUAGUUCACGAAGUGAAGACAGUAGAAGAGAAGACACAAGCAGAAGUGAAGUAACCAUGAAGACAUAUCAUGUCGCAUCAGCUCUGAUGUGCUUCUUAGCGUUGCCUUUAAUGACCUUCGGCUGCUUGGAGGAAUGCAUGAGAAAGUUUACUGCAGAGAUGUCUGCCUUUAAUUCAAACGAGACUACCAAUGGCACAGCACAGAUGACAUCUAGCUUCUGUAGGUUGAUGUACAAUCACAUCACGUGCUAUUACAGCGCUAUGGACAGAUGUUCGCCGGAGGUCAAACUUCUUGUAAGGAGCAUGCUGGACAUGUCCAUAUUUCCGGAAUAUCAACGAAAAUGUAGUCAGUAUUAUUUUGGUGGAGUUUUCAGUCCGGGCACCAACGACAGCUACUCUCAGGGCACCGUCAAUACGUCUUAUGGAAGCGUUACGCCCCAGAUAGGAGCUACACCAACAUCUGGAAGGCUGCUUCUGAUCUGCAGAGAGAGAUCAAUGAAUUGCCAGUCACAAUUCAACAACAGCGUCAAAGCUUAUGACCUCAGUAGGAACGUGUCUAACCUAUGCCAAUCUCUAGAGAGUUUAACUCUGUGUUACGUGAAUCUAUCGGUGUCCGAGUGUGGUCAUCUGGUCAACAGGAAUAUGCUGAAAGCCAUGCAAGGGCAGCAUGGUGGCAUGUGCUCUGCCAAUGCCCAGGCCAACACCGUGAACAUGAUGGAAUGUGCGAACAAGACGAUCAAGUGCUACUCCAUCUUUAAUUCGUCCUUCACCCCUGCUGUUGGUGACUACAAUCUCAUGAUCAUGUGCAGUGCAAUAGAGAACUACACAAAAUGUAUGCAAGAAGUCAGCACAACAAGCCACUGCUCCCAGUUCACGAACCAAACAUUGACCAGCAUAAAUCAACUGAAGAGUAGACACAGGGCUUACUGUGGAGAUGAUAACGGUCAGACGGCUAUCCGUUGUGCUGGGAACUUUCAGACCUGUUACUCCGAGUUUAAUAAGACAUUCUUUCCAACACUGCACUCUGGGGACAUGUCUUUAAUGUGCAGCUCACUGGACAAAUAUUCGUCAUGUGUCUCAAGACUGUCUCCAACAUGCAGCCAGCAACUUGACCAGGUGGUCAGAUCUGUCCAGUUCAUGAAAUUACAGUUUAGAGAGCAAUGCCAUCCAAAAUCUCUCAGGUUAUCCAACUGUUCCGAGGUCGUCUCCUGUUCCACGUCAUUAAUGAGAAAUUUUUCUUCUAUUCUCUCCAGUCGUAAACUCUGUGGAACUUACAGCGAGUAUUUCCAGUGCGUGGCUAAAGGCCUGGAGGCCUGCAAACUUCCACAAUCUACCACCGGCGUCGCUUUCAUUGAUCUUGGAGACAUGCUCCAGAACUACUGCGAGAAUAUAUCCAGCAAUCCAAAGUUGAUCCAGUGUCCAGCCUUUGUGAAGUGUACAACAGCUGUCUCCAUGGCCUUCUCUCCUUCCAUCAAGAGUAUGUUUGAAGGGUCCACCUGGUGCACCUAUAUGCAGCUGAAUGUUGGCUGUGCUGAACAUGCUUUGCAGUCCUCCGGAUGUUUUCUGGAUGAAGACGUUCAACUCCAGAAGUACAUUGACACCAUUGACCGUACCAGAAUGUCUACCUGUGGCAAAGAGGUCAAGGGUUCAGAGGUCGGCGGUCAGCACGGUAAUAAUGGUUCUGAGGCUACCAGGUCGUUGCAGUACUUCCUCUUGGUAGUAUGUCUCAUCAUGUUGGCAGUGCGGUUUUAAAGUCCUCAGAUGGAUACCAUUGGUAUUCUUAUUCUAUCUGAACGAAGACAAUCAAAGCAAAUCAUUAGCUGUACAUAAUUCAUUAGGGCUUAUAAAAAUAUAUUCUUUGAUAUUUUUGUCUGAUACUAUUUGUGAAAAUUUUUAUUAGAAUUUCGCCUAUAUAGGGAAGCGACCAUUGCUGUUUAUAUGUAAACUGUAUUCUCAUAUACGAUUGUCACUCACUGUACUUUAUAUAUCAUUCAUAUAGAACAGAUUUAAUAUUAAAACAUAAGCAGUGGCGUAGCAACAAUGGGGCGAAAGGGCUUAUUGCGCUUGAGCUCAUUGGCAUUGGGGGGGGGGGAGAUAUAAGAAAAACACAAUUUUUUAUUGUAAUAUUGAAAGCUAUAAAAUGUAUAUCCUCUACUAGUACUUGGUUGUUACUACAUCAAAAGUAAUUACGCUAAUACUUGAACCUGCCUUUUGUACAUGUAUUAAUUCGACUCGAUUUUGGUCUUCAAUACAUUCAUCUACAAUAAUGUUCUUGAACCCAGACUCAUGGUUACGUUGCAACGCUACUGGUGUAUAUCACAUAAUGUUUUAGUCAAUUUCAACUAAAUCUAUUGUGUAUUACUUCUCUCUCUCUCUCUUUCUUUCUUUUUUCUCUCUCUCUCUCUCUCUCUCUCUCACUCUCUCUCUCUCUCUCUUUACCAUUCUAAAUGCAGUGUGAUGAAACGCGCUAAUUCAAAACGCAUCCCCCACUUUUACAUGAUGUAUACAACCAGCGUCAUGUCCAAGGCCUUAUGAUUCCACUGAUUGUUACAAAAGUCUAAUAUUGUAAUACAUUCAAAUGUCUCUUGUAGGUUGAAUAACGUAAUGAUCCAUGCUUGUAUAAAUCAUGCCUGUAAGUGGUUGAUAACCCGACAUCAAUGAUUGAUCAUGCCAGGAUGUCAGUGAUUGAUGGGCGGAUGUCAAUGUUUAGUAACAGAAUAUCAAUUAGGAUGACCGCAAGUCAAUGAUUGAUGACCGGAUGUCAAUGAGAGAUGACCGCAUGUCAAUAAUUGAUGACCAGAUCUCACUGAUUGAUGACGGUAUGUCAAUGUUUGAUGACAUGUCACUGAUUAAUGACCGGUUGUCAAUGAGUCAUUGAAUGAAUGUCAAUUAUUGAUGAACCGAUGUCAUAUAUUGAUAACAUGAUGUCAAUGAUCGAUGACCUGUUGUCACUGAUUGAUUACAGGAUAUCAAUAAUUAAUUAUCAGAUGUCAAUGAUUGAUGACCAGAUGUUAACAAGUGAUGACUGUAUAUCAAUAAGUAAUGACAGGUUGUCAUUGAGUCAUUAGUGUUCAUACUGUAACUGAGAAUAAUUUGUUUCACUUAUAAUGAACUGAACCUUUCAUCCCUAGCUAGAGACACAAAUCACAUGUCUGAACUCUCUAUCUGACCAGGCCAUGUACUCUCAAUCUGACAAGACUUGAUUUUUCAAUAAAGAUCCAAUUAUAAGUUUAAGCCAACGUUUGUAAACUUACAUAGAAAUUUAUUCAGUGCAUUAUCUUGUCUCUUGUAGACGACUGGUUCAAAGGACUGAAAAGUAAAAUAGUGUAUUGUUUGUUUUGUAAAUCGUGUGUGUGUGUGUGUAUGAUACAGAAGAAGAAAACAUCUAUGUGUGCGUGUGUGUGCGUGUAACCACAGUACAAUCUCAUGUAUUUGGAUCGUGUCCUUGUGUAAAGAAUAGAUGUGGCUAUGUGUGGUUGAGUGGUCAAAAAUUAUUGGCUACCCAUCAAAGGGGCUCGAGUUCAAAUCUCUACUAAUGAGCUAAACUAGCAGAACAAAUAUAUUAAACGUUUAUAGUGGGCAUCUAUUUAGAUCUGACAGAUAUAGACUAUAUGAUCAUAUCUGUAUUGAAGUUUCGAUAGAUUUUUGUUUAUUAUGUACAAUAGACAUUCAUAAUUGCAAAUAAUAAACUUCUAAUUGCAAUCAAUAA